AUGAACUCUAUCAAUCUACCAUACUUCGCUGAUAGUGCAAGCUUUCCUGCACCUUUACCAACAGUGCAAGAAAUUGAGUCCGCAACCGAAACUAUUCAACACACCACGGGGCGCAAAAUCGCUGUAGUUGGCGAUCACUUCGUUGUCAAAUAUGGAGUCCAUGUUGACCUACUGGAGGGAGAAACAACGCUCUUCCUAGGAAAAUCAACAAAUGUUCCAGUGCCACGCAUUUAUGCAUUGUUCCAGAGCCCCGACAAACGCUGCAGCUACAUCAUCAUGGAGCGUAUUUCAGGGUGGACACUAGAUUUGGAAUGGCCAAACAUGGAUGAAGCGAGAAAAGAUGCCGUCUGCUCAAUACUACGAGCCAUUCUUGAGGAAAUGCGGAAGCUAGAAUCUCCUGGAGGAUACUGCAGCAUUGGGCGUCGCGGGUUGCCCGACGGUCCGUUUUGGACAAUGGACCCGUUAGAUCCAUUCAGGGGGCCAUUCGAUACGGAAUCAGAUUUGAACGAGGCCAUGAUCGCAAAGUACGUCGCAGACGGCCUCUCUCAACACAAGGCAAACUUCUACUCGCGUACCUUUAAAGAAGUGUUUCGAAAUCACGUCCCCGUGUUCGCACACGCAGACCUCCAGCGGAAGAAUAUCAUGGUUCGCUUCUCUUCAAAAGCGACAGGGUUGAAGCAGCAAGGGAACGUUGAGCGCCUGGAGCUUGUGAUCAUCGAUUGGGAGUAUGCUGGCUGGUAUCCAAGCUACUGGGAAUAUGCAAGAGCCGUGUGGGCUUGUGGACGAUGGCAAGACGACUGGAAUUAUUGGAUUGAUCAAAUACUGGAUCCAUUUCGAAACGAAUUUGCUUGGGUGGAGAUGCUCCUUAAAGAAAUGUGGGGCUGA
Mytilinidion resinicola is the source of this 885-nucleotide messenger RNA. RefSeq lists its product as uncharacterized. The transcript has a single exon. Bases 1 to 885 code for a protein of 294 amino acids. The record is from RefSeq and is a predicted model, not a curated record. NCBI's taxonomy places the organism in Eukaryota, Fungi, Ascomycota, Dothideomycetes, Mytilinidiales, Mytilinidiaceae.